Sphaerulina musiva SO2202 is the source of this 439-nucleotide messenger RNA. RefSeq lists its product as uncharacterized. The record is from RefSeq and is a predicted model, not a curated record. NCBI's taxonomy places the organism in Eukaryota, Fungi, Ascomycota, Dothideomycetes, Mycosphaerellales, Mycosphaerellaceae. The annotation marks the transcript as partial. The transcript has a single exon.
UGGCCACCAUGUCGGCCUGCACGUUCAUCUAAUCCACCAGUGUACGCAUUUAUUCUUCUUGGUCCCGUUGCUGCCGCGCCGCUUAGAGCGAUGCAGUCGCGAUUGCAGACCCUCUUCUCCCCUCGCUGGUCAGUCAGUAAGGUAGAAAGUCCCUCGGGGGGAUGGGGGGUUGCAGAGAUGGAGCAGACGCAGGAGCUGCAGGCAAGGAGGACCAAUCUGUUCCAACGUCAGCGGUCUUAGACUACCUGAUGACCAUCCCUUAUCGUUACUAGGUAAGGUAUUAAUGAGACUGUCGAGGCCAUAUCGUGAUGUGUUUGCUGGCACAGUUCUCAUAUUGAGGACUCGACCGAAGCUGCCUUUACGGCUAUGUGGCCCCUUUUACGCAACUCAUGCAACGAGACAUGUAGGAGGUGUUCUUCCUCGGAGGCCAACACAUGGC